Molecule: messenger RNA, 1992 nt
Organism: Aureobasidium vineae
Lineage: Eukaryota; Fungi; Ascomycota; Dothideomycetes; Dothideales; Saccotheciaceae
Source: the annotation of a GenBank genome assembly
AUGGUUGGCAUUACUCCGCCAUACCUCUUCUCGCCUGUCAAUCAGCAAGACAGGGAUCCGUCCUACGACUUUGACCCAAAGCCCGUUACUCGUGCUAGCUACUACUCGAUCGCCUCUUCAACGUCGACACCAAAACCCAAACAGGAGGGUCCACUGAUCGACUUCAACAGACACCCUGAUAGCUACAUCAUCGUGCCCUCUGCUCGUCCCAAUGUCCCGCCUAUGCACCCAAACACAAAGCAGAGGGUCAACGUGGCUCGGUGGUGCCAGUUUUCUCUCCGCUUGCUUCAGCUUAUAGCCGGUUUGGGAGCCCUUAUCUGCGUCAUUAUCAUCAGAGGCAUGAACGAUGUUCAGGGUUGGCUACUCAGAAUUCCUGUAAGUAUGGUCCUUGAGCUUGACUUUCUCGUACUCGCUAACUCACCAACAACANNGCCUGCUGUGGAUGCUGUAGUCUGUGCCUACGCUCUCUACAACCUUCAGCGCUCGCCAAGAAGACGCCCUGCGACCUCUUCGGCUAGUUACAAUGCCUUCUCUUUCUUUGUCGAUAUCGCUCUGGUACCCUUCUAUGUCUUCAUCGCCUUCUUCACGGCAAACAAUUGGACUAUGGCCCCUGGUGAUGAAGGACGUUGGUCCACUUUCUUCCACUCACCCAACAAGGAUGGUAAGGUGCUUGAGUCAGCCUUCCUGGUUGGCAGCGUUGCAGGUGCUUUGCAUCUGUUCAGCAUUCCCUUCGACAUCUACCUUUUCUCUACCUUCAAAAAGAUUGCUCAGUACCCACCCGACAUGAACCCUUUGGAGGACAAUCUCACCAGCAGAGUCAAUCGCAAGCACACUUACAAGAAUAGCGAUGCCUCGGCAUCAAUGUCCGAGCAAAGAUUGGCCAUGCUGAGUGGUAGCUCUCUGAGCCUUAGCAGUCCUACGCGUGUCUCCAAUAGAGACCAGCUCAUCCCUGAGGCCAACGUCCGACCUAUGUCUUUCUAUCAAUCACGCACCAACCUAGAUCCCAGCUAUUCAGGCCAUACCCAAGAUUCUGCACGUCAAUCCAGAUUCGAAUACCAGCAGCCAUCUUCGGCUCGUGUGUCGCAGACUAGUAUGCAUCGUGCAUCGCAAUCCCAUGAGCGUGAGCGCUCCCGUUCGCAGUCCUCUCGACCCCAGUCGUUCCAGCGUUACGCGAACCAGAGACCAACCAACCGCGAUUCUAUCCACGAUCCGAUGCCGACUCGUCCUCUCUCUUUCAUUACUGCUUCAGAGAACCUGAGUCGUACUGGCACUCCUCAGUCUGGCCGUACCGGCACUCCUCAGUCAGGCUGUACCGCUCAAAAGGACCAACCCGCGCAAGCUUUGCUCAACGACAACUGGUUCGUCCUCGCAGACGACGACGCUGAUUUGUCAUCUCCUCGCCGUGAUCCUGUUCCCGAGCUCCUCUCCGACCGCGACUCCAGUCCUGAGGUCCGUGAGCCUAAUGUCACUCAACUUCGCUUUGCCAGUGAAGAGUACAAGGAACUUCUUCCUCAACCUCUCCGCAUGCAUCCUCCCACGCCACCAGAGCAUGCUUUCGAUGCCGCCGACUUUUAUUUUGACGAAAUGCCCAACGGUACCCUCGAACUUGACGACUACUCUCCGCGCCAGACUCCGUCCAACACAAGUAUCGGUCGCGCUUUGAGCCCUCCGGCACCUGAAGCUACUGCUGUGUCUGCAAAGUCAUCCGUGUAUUCUCAGAACCCUGAUGACUCCAGCCGCUCUAGCACUCCUAAGGCCAAGCGCUACGGCAACCUCACUCCUGCUAUCAGUAAGCUCCAGGAGCAGACCGUGCCUAGAGGCCAAGGUCGUGUUGUCAGCAGGACUGGCGUCGAUAUAGCUGACUCAAGCGUGAUGUACCUCUCAUCGGAUGAUUCGUACGGUGCACGCACUCGCAAUGUGAGCGGUAAGAUCGCCGAAGAAGGUCUUGGUGGUGCCUGGGCUAGAAAGAGACAUGUCAGCGGGAAGGCAUGA